AUGAAGUUUUCCAUUUGCUUCCUUUUGGCCAUUGCCCUUGUGGGUUUGGCUUCUUCAUUAGUCUAUGCCUCUGAUCCAAGCCCUCUUCAGGAUUUCUGUGUUGCGGUCAAUGAUUCCAAUGCUGCUGAUCUACCACAGAAACACCAAAACCCUCCCCAACCGACAGAUCCACCACAGAAACACCACAAAAGCCUCACUAAUUCUACUUCGCGCACGCUGGCUGCGAAGGGCAGCGGGGUCGUUGAGGCUGGGGACGCUGCUGUUCGAACAACAGUGUCGCCGUUGACUGCUGUUCGAAUAGCAGCGUGGUUGUCGGCUGCUGUCCGAACAGCAGCGUCGUCGCGAAGUGGAAGAGGGUGGGGACGCUGUCGUUCGAACAGCAGCGUCACCGUCGACUGCUUUUCGAACAGUAGCGUCGUCGCAACGCUACUGGGUGAACGGCAGCGGCAUGAGGGUUGA
This is a messenger RNA of Fraxinus pennsylvanica, 459 nucleotides long. The record is from the annotation of a GenBank genome assembly. NCBI's taxonomy places the organism in Eukaryota, Viridiplantae, Streptophyta, Magnoliopsida, Lamiales, Oleaceae.